Molecule: messenger RNA, 4196 nt
Organism: Lepidothrix coronata (blue-crowned manakin)
Lineage: Eukaryota; Metazoa; Chordata; Aves; Passeriformes; Pipridae
Gene: ACKR2
Product: atypical chemokine receptor 2
Exons: 3
Coding region: 847-2403 (518 amino acids)
Biological process (GO): chemotaxis; immune response; G protein-coupled receptor signaling pathway
Cellular component (GO): membrane
Molecular function (GO): chemokine receptor activity
Source: RefSeq, a predicted model, not a curated record
UUCUCUAUAAGCCCAGUUUUGCAGUGUGGUGUUUGUGCCUCUCCAUCUCCAAGCAGGGGGAAGCAGAGUCAGGGUCACCCCUGCACCCACACGAGGCAUUUUGGGCAGCGUGAGAGAAAGUGGCUCAGACAACCAUUUGUUCCAGCUGCAUCUCUCUAAAUAUGCUUCCCAUUACCCCUAAUCUUGUUACUUAAAUUACCAAAGCCAUUAGGGCUCUGCAGUCAAAGGAAACAAAAAAAAAUCUAUGCAAUUAUCAGUCCUCAAAUUGAGUUAAAAUCUUGUAAUAAAUUACAGCAAAGGCCACUUUCUCCAGUGACUCUCAGAGGCACAUUUGACUCCCUGCUUCAGGGCAGAAACUCAAUUAAAAACAAAAACUUAUUUCAUUUUCAUUGCCGGGCUAAUGAAACCUCUGUCGCUUGCAGCAUCUCUCUGUGUAUGUCCAGUGUCUGGGCUCUGUGAGUGGUUCUUGCUCCCUGCUGAUGUCUAUUUUGCACAUAUGUAUUUGUUAUAUAAAUAUAUAUAUUAUUAUAUGGUGUAUUUAACUGCAGCAGCUGAUGGUGGCAAACAUAAAAAUGGGCAAAAAUAAUGUAUUUCUCUCUGUCCAUCCACUUAACAAGGGGCAGGGUGGAUGCAAAGCUGUGGUCAUCACUGCUGCUCCACCCUCCUACUUUUACCAGGGUGGUUUGGGGAGUAUAAAACACACCAGGAUUGGCACAGGGAAAGCCUUGGCACGGUCAGGGUGUUCCCAUGGCCCUGCUUGGUGGUGAGAUGAGGAAACAAGCAGGAAGGUGACCACUCACCAACAGUGAUAUUCUGAAACUUCUCCAACUUCUCACUUUGACUGAGAUGUCUUCUGUCAAGGUGUCAGAAACUUCUGUCAAAAACUUUUCAGUCAAAAAACUUUUCUGUCAAAACCUUCUCCAACAAACACCUUUGACAGAGGCCAUUUCUGCUCUUGCAGGGGUUGAGGAUCCUGCUGCAUCCAAAGAGCACAUGAGUCAAUCAGAUUUCCUGGAAAACAUGCAGAUUUCUACAACAAGGUCUCAGCACGUGCUCAGGCAGGGUGGAGACCGUUUAUCCACUGCUGUCAUCCUUGACCAACACCAGGAAAGGCAAAAACAAAACCAGGGAGUGCAUAUUUCCUGCCCACUUGCUCUUGCACGAGUGAAAGAGGUUCCUAAAAGCCUGAUUCGAGCAUUCAGCAGGAUGGAAACAGGGGAAGAAACUCCUCUGCCUGGAAUUUCCUGGGAUGGGUAUUUAAGCAAUUUUAGGCAUGGGACUGCAGCAGGCAGCCACUUGUCAAACACAACCUCAGCGGUGACAACGAUCACAGCCCCCUGGCUGGAUGGUGCCAACUCCAGUGAGUACCCGUACGAGUACCUGGACGAGGAGGAUUACGGGCAGUAUGGGCUCUGCACCAAGGAGGAGGUGCUCUCCUUCAGCAAAGUGUUCCUGCCUUCGUUUUACACCGUGGUCUUCCUGCUCGGGAUGGCCGGGAAUGCCCUCUUGUUCAUCGUCCUCAUUAUGUACAUCAGGAAGAGGAAGAAGAUGACUGAGGUGUAUCUGCUGAACCUGGUGGUUUCAGACUUCUUCCUGCUGCUGACCCUUCCUUUCUGGGCUCUGUACGUUUCUCAGGGGGCCACCUGGGAUGUUUUGUGCCCGGUCUUAAAUGCCAUGUACACUCUGAACUUCUACAGUGGCAUCUUUUUUGUGAGCUGCAUGAGCCUGGACAUGUAUCUGCAGAUAGUUUAUGCUUGCUCUGCUCACAGCUCCACGUCAUGGAGGAAGUCCAUCCUUGGCUUGUUGGUGGUGUGGAUCCUUUCCAUACUUCUCUCCAUUCCUGAUGGCCUCUUCACCAGCACAAGGCAAAUCCACAAUAAAACCACCAUGUGCACCCAGGAUUAUGGCCAGGACCACUUAUUUUGGAAAGUUGUCUUUCGGGUCACUCAAAACAUCCUGGGCUUCCUUUUGCCCUUCCUCUUCAUGGUGUUCUGCUACUCCCGCAUCGCCUGUGUCCUCAGCACGUCACAGCUGCCUGGCUCCAGGAGAGCUCUCUGCUUGGUCUUCACUCUGGUGGGUGUCUUCUUUGUCCUGUGGUCUCCCUACAACAUUGUCCUCAUCCUCCACUCCCUGCAGGAUGUUGGUGUGAUCAGGAGCUGUGAAAGCAGCAGGAAGCUGGACUAUGCCAUGCAGGUCACGGAGAGCUUGUCCUUUGUCCACUGCUGUCUCAACCCCUUGCUCUAUGCUUUUGUGAAGAAACGAUUCAGGUCCUACUUGUGGAAGAUCCCUCAGGCCAUCUUCAGGAGAAGUGGUUUCUUUCACAUCCAGCCCUCAGAGACAAGCCCGUCUUGCAGCAGAUACGUGGCUGAGAUAGAAAUGUUGAGUGUCACAACUGUAUCAUAAAUAUUUACAUUAUUUACACUGUGUGUGUGCCCUCUGUGCUGCAUUUGGUCCUGGCCAUGGAAUGGAGUUGGUGUGAGCCCACAACGCUUCGUAAUCAGACAGUUCAUCCAAGAACCACCCUCAAGAUGAGGAUUUUCCGUGUUGGGAUUGAGAAAGUACUCGUGGGAUUUGUUUCUCUUGAUACAAAACUGGGAGGAGCUGUUGACUCCCUGGAAGGCAGGGAGGCCCUGCAGAGAGACCUCAAAAAAUCAGAGGGCUGGGUAAUCACCAGACAUGGGAAGUUCAACAAGGGGAAGUGCUGGAUCCUCCCCCUGGAAUGGGGCAACCCUGGAUGUAUGGACAGACUGGGAAUGAAAGGCUGGAAAGCAGUGCUGGGAAAGGGACCUGGAAGUCCAGGUUGGUGGCCAGUUGGCCAUGACUCAGCAGUGCCCUGGCAGCCAGGAGGGCCAACCCUGUCCUGGGGGGCAUCAGGGAGGGAAUUGUCCCACUCUGCUCUGCCCUGGGGCGGCCUCACCUGCAAUAUUGGGGCAGUUUGGGGGCACAGCAAUAUAAGGAAGAUAUUGAGCCAUUGGAGAGUGUCCAAAGGAGGCCACGAGGAUGGGGAAGGGCCUUGAUUUGAAGCUGUGUGAGGACACUGAGAGCACUUAAUGUGUUCAGCUGGAGAAGAGGAGACUGAGGAGAGACCUCACUGCUGUUCCAACUUCCUGGGAAGGGGCAGAGGAGGGGUAGGCCCUGAGUUCUGCUCUGGGGGUACAAGGGACUGGACCCCAGGGAACGGCCUGGAGCUCUGUCAGGAUCAGGUUGGAUGUCAGGAAAAGAUCUUUGCCUCUGAGGGUGGUUGGGCACUGAACAGGCAGUGGGCACAGCACCAAGGCUGACAGAGCUCCAGGAGGGUUUGGAUGAUCCUCUCAGGCACAGGGUGUGACUCCUGGGGAUGGGCCUGUGCAGGGCUAAGAGUUGGACUCGAUGAUCCUUGUGGGUCCCUUCCAAUUCAGCAUAUUCUGUGAUUCUGUGAAACAUGCAGACGUUCUCUUCUAUAGAUUCCAAAGGGUCGGAUGGAGGAGAGCAAUCCCAUUAUCCUUCCAGUUCAUGGUGUGGGCUGUGGAAUAGCUUUUACACACUCAUCCAUCAAUCCAGAAUCCCAGGAAUAGAUUUGCCACACUCAUCCACUAGGCCAGAAACCCAGCCAGGGGAUGGCUUUGCUUCUCCUGGGUCUUACCAUCUGCCAGGUAGAUGGCAAGAGCCAGAUGGUUCAAUUGGGAUCAUCCCUUUGUCUACCAGGAGAGAUAACAGGAGGAGUUGGGCACCUUUAAGCUGAGUUGUCUGCCCAGGGACAGUUUCCUCUGUUAGGAUGAGCUGUGCCAUCCUGCUGAGCAGGAAACUCUCCCCAAGAGAUACAUCCUUGGUUAGAGAUGAGUUCAAUCAUAGACUGAUUUGAGACCAGUUUGAUCAGAACAAAGUUGAAACCACUAACAGCCAGUGAGAAGGAGAAAACAAGUGGGCUCAGCAGAACAGUGACGGAGGAAUUUGACUUCCACAGAGCCACUUUGACAAGAUAAAAAAGAUCCAUGGAUACUGUAACAUAAAUAUUGGCUUCACAACACCACAGAGUGAGAUCAUGGGCUGAACAGAGGAGCACAGGGAGCUGUUGGCCAAUCCUUAUUACCCAGUGUAGCUUUAAAGCUCAAGAUUAUGAGUUUGCUGACUUUUAUUUAAAUAUAUUGUUCACCCUAGAUGCUCCUGAACCUUAAAUGGUCCCUUUCCAGCCUGAAAAUCUAUUAAGCAUUAGACUU